AUGGCAGACGGUCCAGCUGACAGUCCUCUGUCCACGACGGGCAACGUCAUCGGUAUCCUCACCUUUGCCCUCGCUGUUGUUUCAUUUCUCGCGGCAUUCUAUGCCAUCACACACAAUGCUCCAGACGAGAUCGAGGACUACAAGAUGUCCUUGAGAGACAGAGAAGUCCAUAUACAAAAGAUCAGAGACUAUUUCGAUGAAGCAGACAGGUAUGCCGAUGGCCAGCUGGAGGGCAAUCCAAUCAAGGACGUGAUUGACAGCAUUCUCGCCGAUCUGGAGGCUCGUCGACAGAAGAUGGAGGAGGUCAUCGGCAGCGUCAAUGGUCGGCUGCAGUGGUGGUAUCGCAGGCAGGACAUGGUUGUGGCAAUGGCUAGGGUUGAGAAUCAACUCCAGUAUCUCAGUACGCUCCAACUGACCUUUCUUCUCCUCAAGAUGAAGAGACAAACUGGGCAACUGGAUGACAUUGAAGGCGACAUUCGGGAUCUCAAAUUAGCGCUGGCGACUGUGCUGCCAAGAGCUUGA
Molecule: messenger RNA, 522 nt
Organism: Thyridium curvatum
Lineage: Eukaryota; Fungi; Ascomycota; Sordariomycetes; Thyridiales; Thyridiaceae
Exons: 3
Coding region: 1-522 (173 amino acids)
Source: RefSeq, a predicted model, not a curated record